Phasianus colchicus (ring-necked pheasant) is the source of this 5997-nucleotide messenger RNA. It is a transcript of the gene FAM114A1, whose product is annotated as family with sequence similarity 114 member A1. The record is from RefSeq and is a predicted model, not a curated record. NCBI's taxonomy places the organism in Eukaryota, Metazoa, Chordata, Aves, Galliformes, Phasianidae.
GGCCAUCCCGCCGUGCCCCGCCGGCGCUCCCUCCUUCCCCCGCUGCUGCCGACGUGGCGGGGCGGGGACGGAGCCGGGGCUGCGCCGCGACGGACUGCGGAGCGAAUUGAAAAUGUCUGAAGAUUUAUGUGAUGGCACCCCAUCUGAAGAAAAACCUGAAGUAAUGGAAAUGCCCAGCAGUGAUGUAUUGCCUCAGGAAUCAGUACUGCUCCCUGUGGAAUCUGAGAUCCUGCCUGUGUCCUCACAAGAUGAGCAGGGACAGGCCACUCAGAGUGCCAGUAAUGGACAGAAGGGAGAUGUAUUUAUUAAUGAAAAUCCUUUGACUGAAGAAAUAGCUGAAAGUCUGUCUUCCAGUGGAGAGGUGACUGAAGACAUGCCCACUGAGUGCAUUGAGACUGUAAGCCUUGAUACAGAACCUGAGCCUGAAGAAACACUGCCUGAACAAAGUAGUUCAGCCGCAGAUUCAUCUAAAGCAAGUAGAUGGGAAGCUUGGGGUUCCUGGGGCAAGUCUCUCCUGUCAUCAGCUUCAGCCACAGUGGGUCAUGGGAUAACAGCAGUAAAGGAAAAAGCAGGAACUACCCUAGGAAUUCAUCAUGCAAGUUCAGCAUCUUCAGAAGGAGGAGAGCAUCCUGUGGCUGAAACAUCGCUUACACAAAGAGAAGAUUCUCCUGACCAAAGCUCUUCUGAUAAUAUUCCUCCUUCUCCUUCAUCUGGAUCUCGUGGGAUGUUGUCAGCUAUCAGUAAUGUUGUACAGAACACAGGGAAAAGUGUAUUAUCUGGAGGCUUAGAUGCUUUGGAAUUUAUUGGGAAGACAACCAUGAAUGUCCUUGCGGAAAGUGAUCCUGGAUUUAAGAGAACAAAAACACUGAUGGCAAGAACAGUUUCUCUGUCUCAGCUGCUGCGAGAAGCUAAAGAAAAAGAGAAACAGAGACGGGCCCAGCAAGUUACAGUUGAAAGAACAGCACACUAUGGACUGCUUUUUGAUGAGUUCCAGGGCUUGUCUCAUCUAGAAGCUCUAGAAAUCUUGUCAAAUGAAAGUGAAAACCAGAUUCAGUCAUAUUUGGAAACACUUGAUGGAGAACAAUUGGAGGUUGUGAAAAAUGAUUUAAUUGCUAUAAAGGAGAUUUUUCUUCCAAUGGAAUCGGAUGAUGAAGUGGUUCAGGCACAGAAAGCAGAUAUGGGAGAAGAGUUUGUCAGCAUGCUCACCGAGCUGCUAUUUGAAUUACAUGUGGCUGCAACUCCUGACAAACUGAACAAGGCUAGGAUGAAAGCUCAUGAGUGGCUGGAAGAAGCCAGUUUAUCCACCUCAGCAGACAUAGAAGAGAAACUAAAAGAAAAACCUGGAGAACCCGAUGAAGAAAAGACUGAAAAAGGAAAAGACAAAAGUGACAGUGAUAAAUCAGAAUUAAAUAAAAGCAAAACUGUGGAGGAAAUCUACAUGCUGUCCAUUGAAAGUCUGGCUGAGGUAACUGCUCGCUGUAUAGAACAGCUUCAUAAAGUAGCAGAAUUAAUUCUACAUGGGCAGGAAGUAGAAAAGACAGCUCAAGAUCAAGCAAAAGUACUGACAAAUUUAACAAGUGCUAUGUGCAAUGAAGUUUCAUCUUUAUCAAAGAAGUUUUCUGAUUCUUUAACAGCAGCUGGGAGCAAUAUGAAGGCAGAGAUUCUUAACCCCAUCAUUGACAGUGUAUUAUUGGAGGGCUGCAACAGUACUACUUACGUUCAGGAUGCUUUCCAGCUAUUGCUUCCAGUGCUGCAAAUUUCACAUAUCCAGACCAGUUGUUUGAAAACACGAGAGUGAUGGUCUCCCAGCAGUUGUCACUUCUGAGCUUAACAGGCCACAGACCUAAUGCCUUUAAUGUGUGUGGAUGGAAGAGGUGGUAUGGAAGAUGUCUGGCCUUCAGGAGUCUUGUGAAGACACUCAAUGUGGUUUUGCACAUGCAAUAUCAAGCAACAUCUUAAAACUCUUUCAGACUUUUAGAUUUCAGAAACAGUUAGAAAAGUGAGUCAUUUCUUUUCCAUCAGAGUAUAUACCCUUUGCAUUAAUUUAAAUUGGAUUAAUGAUUUAUUGGUAUUGACGGAAAAGCAGAUUCUAAAUGUUGACCCUUGUGUUUGUACACAAAAUAUGAAGCAAAUUAGAAUGCAAGGUUCUUUAAAACAUUUCAGCCCAAAUAGUAAUUUCCUUUGCUUGCUUCCUGUCAGUUAAAAAUGUGUAUUUCAAAAGGUGCUUUCAGUAUUUAAGUUUAGUCAACAUGAACAAAUUACCAUAGUGUUGCGCUUGUUAAAUAUUAUUUACAGUAGUAAAUGAUAACUUUGUAAUAAUCUCACCACUUACAUAACACUUUGUGUUCAAGGAGUUGCACAGUAAUAGGCACUAACUUUGCUGAGUUAAAAUUCUGGAGGAUAUGCAUACAGAAUUAUACUAAAAAGAAAUGGGGUGAGGCAGAAAUUUUCCCUUUUGAUUAAUUGACUGUGGUUUACGAAACACCCCCCCAAAUAAUCUCCUGUCAGAUGUGUUAACAGGUUACAAUUUGGGGUUCUAAUUUGGUGCUUAAAUAUUAUGAACCUUUUUACCAAAAGGAGUUACAAACACUGACAAGACAGAAGUAUCGUUUCGGGGCACAACAGUGAAGUUGUGAAGAGGGGUGAUGAGACGAUUGCUGUGGGUAUGUUGGAACAGUCACCCUUUCUUUGAGGCAGUGGCUUGGCGUGCAGCUGAGCAGCAGGAAUGCUGCAGGAUAACACUAACAGCUGUGAUACCUUCACAUACUCUUAGCUUAAAAUCCUGCACUGUGAACCUCAGUGUCUCUCUAGCCCAGUUUACCUCCAAAGACAGGAAGACCCUUCCAAUAUUUUAUGUAGCCUGUUCUCCUGGAUUUUUGUUAUUACAUUUCUUACAGCUGUUUUUUUUUCCUCCCGAUACACUCAUGAAUUUUAUUGAAAUAUUUUUUAAUUGUAGCUAGCAUCUGAAUAUGUUUAAUCAUAGGUCCAUAGUUCAUACGUUGUAAAAAAAUAAUGGUACGGAAGAAGUAAUUUCCUGUUUGUUAGAAAGGAGAAACCAUGUAUCUGCUUUGCAUAUGGUGAGUCCACAGAAGUGAUGACAGGAAGGUUUGUUUCUGUCUUACGCUGUUGGCCCUGAUCUGCAGCUACAGGCACUGCAACUGUAGGGAAGGAUGAAGUUUUCACCGCCCCUGCAGUCAGUUUGUUAUGCAAAAUGUAUUUUCUGCUGCUCUGUAAUUUUAAAACAUCUUUCUGAGAAAGUAGAAAGGGUACAUCCUUCAAAUCCACUUGCACAGAAUGUGCUUUAAAAAGUACCGGGAGCAAAAGCAAGCAAACUCAUUGGCAGCUGGAAAGGGAAGGAAAGUUUGACGUUCAUUGGUAUUUAUGCCAUACUGAACAGCUGACUUCACUACAAUGUGGUUUAAAAAAAAAAAAAAAAAGGACACUGGAAAAUGUAACUGGUGAGCAGACUCAGCAGCCUGAGGUAGGAUACACCUCCCUCCAGUCAUGAUAUCUGUGCUGCUUCCAUCUGACAUUGCUUUAUUUCUGGAAAUGUGUUUUCAAAUGAAAUUUUUUUUAACUCUAUGUUUCUCUGGCCUCUGCACUUUGAGAGGAAUAAACUUACUCCUCAAUGGUAGUCCUGUCUGGUUGCUGGGAGAAACACGCAUGUAUGUGACCAGGAGUGGCUCCUGUAUGCACACAGGCCCAGAACAACUCCUCGGUGUGGAUUACUGAAGACCACAUGCUUUCUCCAUAUACUUGACCAUGAGCAGUUUUCAGUUCUAAAUAUCUGGACACCAAUUAAAACAGUAAGAAAAUUGUAAAAAGUUCUUUUGUGUAAAGCAUUUUUUCCUGUUCUGUGCUGGCAAGCAGAAUAUGAGACCUGGUUAAAAACUGUUUUAUUUUUCAAACAAAGACUGUCAAGAAAGCCUGGUGUUUUCAGCUCUCGAUCAUUACAACUUGGACUUACUCUUACUUCAAUUUGAUCAUAAUCUUUUGUCAGGAAGCCUUGCUGCCCCUGUUGGUGUAGAGCUCCAUGGCAGGUACCUGUAAGCACGGUAUUACUGCCCAUGGAAUCAUCCAAGGGACAUACCAAUAGCUCUUUUAUACAGCUCCUGUGUUGAGUUAAUGUUUUCUGAUAGAAACGAUUUUAGUUACUUUUCCUUAUGGACCUUUUGUUUUCCUCUGAAAUACAGUGCAGAAUAUAUAGUGUUAAACCUGUCAGAAAAAUGUGGUAACUAAUAGUGGUGCUUUUUAGCGGGGGCUGAACAAUACUGUAUUAGAAGCCUCAGGGGAUAAUGUUUAAAUGGUUGAGGGACAUUCUUAAGACAAAGAUUGCUUGUCUGAGCUAUUCCUUGUGAGAGGUUUCGCUGUCUUGCUUAAAUUAUGUAUGUAUUGAAUAAAGUACCUUGCCCUGAAGGAAAAGAAGUUAUAAAAAUAACGUGUAGCAUUGAGUGCUCGCAUCCAUACAAGAUAGGAACAGAAACAGGACACAGUAUAAACCUAGGGAUACUCCAUGUGAUCUCAGAUUUAUCCCGGGAGAACUGUGAUGCUGAAUCUUUAAAUCAAUUUUAGGCAAAUACUAUUUUAUUAGAAAAGCACCACAUAGAUGUAACCAGAAUAUUUUGUUUAUAUUGGCUUGUAUUUUUCUAUCAGUCAAUAAAUCAUUUGAGAUACAGAACUGGGACAGCGUACUAAAAAGUGUUAUAAAGAAUAACAUGAUGGGAAGCAAACUGAGUGAAGUACUUCUGACUUUGUGAUAUACCUUUGGAUUGAUGAAUGGGAUUUUAUUGAGAGCCUGACAGAGACAGACAUUGCCAUAAGCUUUCAUGGGAAAUUCUUCCUUCUUUCACCUUUUUCCUAGUCAGUACAGUGAGUGUGCUCUGGCAUUUGUUGAACUACUGGGUUUUAGGUAGUUAUUUAAAAAAUAGCCUCAAUUGUGGAAAGUGCCUGCUGUCUUGAGCAGCUUGGGUUUUUGUGACAUUUUGUUCACUGUUGAGUACACCUUUGCACACAGAAAGGAAAGCUUUUGGACACACAGGCUUUUGAACACUAGGCUGAGAAAUAUACCAAGAUUAAACUAAAACAAUGUCUGCGCACCCACAGGCUCACAGAUAAGCCACUACUACACGUCUCAGCAAAGUAAACUAUGAGGUAAGUCACUUACCAUACUUUUAAUAUACAAGGUAUUUGCUUUUUCUUUCUUUCUUUCUUUUUUGCAAACAAAGCAAGCUGUAAUUUGUUUGCUGCCUUUUAGGGUGUAGUCUAUUCAUGUGUAAACAUCUCUUCCCCAUGAUUUGCUCCUACACUCCAGCAUCCAUUGCUUCAGACAGCUACACAAAAGAACUGUCUCUUCUACUUCUUUCAUGUUGCUUAGAUCACCCACUGAAGCCCUGAAUAUCAUUCUCUAAAAUAUGCUUUCAUCGUAUAAUACAAAAUUACAGUUAUUACAAGUUGACAUCUUUUUAAUGUCUCCAGUGUCACCCACGGGUCAGAAUUCACAAUAAUCUGAAUGAGUCUGAAACCCCGCAAUAUUUUGAGUGACAAAUACAGAUUUUCACCCCCCCCCCCUUUUUUUUUUUUCCAGAAUCAGAGAAGUGGUUUUUAGCACACAAGCAGUCACCCUGCUCAUCGGAUUAUCUUUGAGACGUUCUGCUUCUAUCUCAAAUGACAGCCCUGUCCUUUCUGUUAGUCUCAAAAAAAUGUAAAGAGUGGAAAACUACUUUCCUGAGUUCUUUUAAAAACCAUCCGAGAGCAAGGCUUAAAGUGACACCCUCAGCCAGUCUGACCUACUUUGAGAUUCAUAGUCUGACUGGAAAGCCCUCUGGACUUGACGCAUUUUUUUCUGUUUCAGGUCAACCUUUGUUGCUGAGAAUAUGAGAAUAUGAACAGCUGCUUUUUUGUGCAGCCUGUACGUUUUCCAUGCUCAGAUACCAACCUCAGCGCUCACAGUGCUCAGUGUUUAUAGAAUUGUAUUGCUGAUGGCGUGCUGUUUUGCAU